CCAGGGACCCCAGAGAGCCUCCAUGAGCUGGGUGAGGGAAGUCCUCCUUUUUUCCAGGAAUGUGGACAUCACUGAGGACAUGGCUAGAGAGGCAAUACUCCGGUAUCUGUCUACAAAAUGCUGCUGCCAUCAAGCCAGAGCUGAGGAAUUGGUCAUUAACAGGUUAACCCAGAUGCCCCUGUACCGAUACAGGCUGGAGAGCUUCACAGAGAGCAGACAGCAUGAGAAGACCAGCAAGCCAUAUACUGGUCAGAGACUUGACAAAGCGAACAGAGGAGCCGCACCCCAACUGUGGAACAUCAGAGUCCAGACCCCCAAAAUGUUCCAGGACGGCUCAGAGAGAAUUCCUCUUCCACAUUCUUCAGAGCUGAAGGUGUGCCACAAGUGUCAGGGACGUGGACGCUGUAAGUGUUCCAGGUGUGGCGGCUCGGGGCAGUUUCGGUGCGGGUGUUCUGGUGGAAGCCGUCAGCGGUCCAGGAACAAGAGGUGCCAUGGCUGUUCUGGAAAUGGCAGGAGGAGAUGCAGCAAGUGUUCAGGUCGCGGCAGAAAAGUCUGUCCUGUAUGCAAAGGUGAAGGAAGACUCAUCCACUACCAGCAGCUCUCCGUCACAUGGAGAACUCUGCAUUCAGAAUAUAUCUGUGAUCCUCCAGUUCCGGAGAAUGACUUC
This is a messenger RNA of Staurois parvus, 667 nucleotides long. The record is from the annotation of a GenBank genome assembly. Lineage: Eukaryota; Metazoa; Chordata; Amphibia; Anura; Ranidae.